Molecule: messenger RNA, 2033 nt
Organism: Xyrauchen texanus (razorback sucker)
Lineage: Eukaryota; Metazoa; Chordata; Actinopteri; Cypriniformes; Catostomidae
Product: leucine-rich repeat-containing protein 14B-like
Exons: 3
Coding region: 137-1717 (526 amino acids)
Biological process (GO): negative regulation of cell differentiation; positive regulation of cell population proliferation; negative regulation of DNA-templated transcription
Cellular component (GO): cytoplasm
Source: RefSeq, a predicted model, not a curated record
UCAGGUUCUGUUCUUACCAAGGGUUGACGCACAUAUAUGUUGUUGCAAAGAAGGCAGAGAAACACACCACGUCUCUUAAAGGCUGACAGCUCUAAAGAAGAAGUUUGAUUAAUUUCAAGAGCUGACAAGCACAGCUAUGAAGAGCCUCAAGUUUUUAGCGGCAGAGGGCUUCAUUCAGAAUGGCCCAAAUGCAUGUAAGAGCCUCAAUUGCUUGUCUUACAAUCUCUACCCAGUCCUUUUCAAGGCCAGCUAUCUGCAUGAGGAACCCACAGUGCUCCAUGACUUGGUCCAGACGUGGCCUCUCACAGAGCUCAACUUGCGCAAGUUACUGGGCAGAACAGUGGACUGUCCAGAUGAUCUGACUUCCCGCACCUGCAGAAUCUGUCUGGAGGCCUUUCUAAAAGGUCUGAAGGACUAUGUGCUUCAAGCACCAAGCACUUAUGCAAAAAUGCUUCGUGUUGUAGAUAUGAUUGGUCUUCAAGACACAGAACACCAGGUCUGUCCAUGCAGCCGUACACUUGGCCGCUGGGCACGCACUGAACUGCUUACUUGCAUGUGCUAUGAGACUAUGGUGUCCAUGCAGGCUGGCCAAGCAGCACCAUCAGCUUUUGAUGUGGAGGUAGAUGUCCGUCUUGAUGCCUUUGUUACAGGAAGAAACUACGAGGUGGUAGCACAGGCUCUGUUGCUGCACAGACAUUGCCCGUUAAAGCUGCACUUUGUAGGCUUACGUGUGGACUCGCUGGCCCUCAAGAAUCUCUUUUAUUUGCUGAAGCUGGUGGAAUCACAUGGCCUGCAGAAGCUGGAAGUGGUGCACAAUGUGCACCUGGAGGCUCCACACAUUGAGGUAAUGCUCUCCAAGCUGAAGUUCCCUCAGCUGCGCUCACUCACGUUUCCAGCACAGGCUUUGAAUGUACACAGGUUGGGUCCAGAGGAUGUGGACCUCUUGGGAGUUCUGGGUGAGCUGAUGAGCAAACUGACUGAGCUAAGAGAGCUCUAUCUGGGCUUCUCCACUCUUACUGGACACCUGAGGAAACUUUUGAGUCCACUUCAAACUCCACUGCAGUGUAUAGAGCUAGCAAACUGUAACAUCAACGCAGUAGACAUGGCCUACUUUGCCAACAGCCUGCACAGUGAGCACUUAGUAAAGUUGGACCUGAGUGGUCACGGAGUAGCUGACCUCUUCCCGAACACCUUUCGGAAACUCCUGCAUCGGUGUUCUGCCACACUCACUAGCCUGGGUCUGGAAGAAUGUGGACUUGAUGAAGAGUGUCUGAAUCUGCUCACUCAAGCACUAGCUCCCUGCCAGGGACUCCAAGAAUUCAAGAUCUUGGGUAACCCAUUGAGUACCGCUGCCCUGCGCCAUCUUUUCAAUGUGCUGGCUCAGGGUUUUCCAGAUUUGAGAUAUGUUGAGCUGCCCGUCCCUCGUGACUGUUAUUCUGAAAAUGCAACAUACCCACUGGAUGACAGGACACUGCUGAAUUAUGAUAGAGAGAUGUUCCAACAAGCCAGGACUGAACUUGUGGGCAUCCUUGAGAGAGUGGGGAAAGGAAAUGUAGAAGUUUGCACCCCAUUGCUUGGAGCCUACGAUCCUGACAUCAAUGAGACGAGUAACGAGCUGGGGGUCUCCAUGUUGCACUCCUUCAACAGUGUCAUAGGCAACUUCAUUGAUACGGUGAAUAGCGUAAACCAACGGAGAGAGCAAAGAAUGAUGGAGUGAGCCCGUUCAUGGUGAACAAGAAAUUAGAAGUUUAACUGCAACUGAUUUAAGGGGGAUAUUUUAACAGUUAGAUUCAGUAUACAAUAUAAGCACCUUUGUAAAUAUACAUAAAUACUGUAUAUAGGUGUUUCUUCAACUUCUGGCAAUUUCAUGUCGCAGGGGUUGAUUUUUAAUAAAAAGGCCAGAUUUAAACUUUUUUUUAUUAUUUAAAAGUCACAUUAAAACUGACUUGGAAACGUUUUUUUCCAGGCCUUCAUUUGAUUUAUUUUUACUUUUCAAUUGCCUUUUAUGUAAAGAUUUGACAGGUUAAUCCUUG